AUGGGGUAUGUCUUGCAACCGGAUAUAGUAGAUUUCGAUGGAAGUCUCAGUGAAAUAGCGGUAACAGCUUGACAGCAAGGAAUAACUGAUGGCUGCUAUGGAAAAAAAGAUGGCGCCGCCACUAGAGGGCGUGGAUCAGGGCUGGGCCUGGGUAGUACUAGCCGCUUGCUUCCUGUCAAAUAUCAUGAACGCCUACUUUACAUACGCAGCUGGCGUUCUCAAUGUCGCCCUUCUCACGAGAUUCAAGGAGAACGUGGCCUUCACUGCCCUGGUUGGGUCUGUGUUCGCAAGUCUUUUAAGUCUCACUGGACCGAUAUCAAGUUUCCUAGUAAACACAACCAACUGCCGAAUUACGCAUCUAAUAGGUUCAGUGUUGAUCUUCAUCGGAUUCUCAGCGAGUUACUUUGUCAAUAGCCUCGACGUCCUGUUGGUCACCUACGGUAUCUGUGCAGGCUGUGGAACCGGUUUAGUAGCAGCGUCCAUUUUGAUUAAGUUGGGUUACUCGUUUGACCGUUACCAGGGUAUCGCGGUCGGAGUAGCAGUGGCAGGAAGUGGGAUGGGGAUGUUCCUCAGCGGACCAUUGACUCAAUUCCUGCUCGACACAUACGGACUCAACGGCGCCUUCCUAUUCUUAGGAGGACUCAGUAGUCAAGGUUUUGUUUUUGCGAUGGUUAUGCGGCCCUGUGGUAGAGAACUGUUAGAAAAGGCGAAACGAAAAGAGGCUAACACUGGUGGAUUUUUUAGUUCAUUUGAUUUCAGUAUUAUCAGAAACAAGACGUUUAUGAUAGUACUUUUCUCUAAUGUACUGUGGAAUGUUUCCUAUGCUAUACUUUUAAUACAUCUGACUAACUUCGCAGUCACAGAGGGAUCAACUCCUGCAGAGGGGGCGUGGCUAAUCACAAUGAUUGGAGUGGGCAGUAUAUUUAACAGAAUCCUUACCGGACUAUCUCUCGGGAAAAAAAACGGUCUGGAUCCGUUAUUGUUGCAGUUCGGAUUCCUAGGUUUAUCGGGACUUAUCACCAUAAUAUUUCCAUUGUUUUCAGAGACUUAUAAAGGGCAGUGUGUUUUCGCUGUUAUAUUUGGUUUUUAUAGCGGAGGUAUGAUCACGCUAAUUACGCCGCUUGUGGUCCAUCUGGCAGGUGUAUCACAGGUGGCUGCUGGAGUCGGCGGGAUGUACUUAUCGUCAGGAAUAGGAGGGAUUCUAGGUCCCCCACUGGCUGGAGCCAUAUAUGAUGCAUGGGGGACGUAUGAGUAUACGUUUUAUCUCUCUGGUGCUUUGUUUUUAGUCGGUGCUUUCUUUAUAUUGAUAUCAUCAAUAUGGCGGGAUGAACUUGAACCGGAAGUGGAACACCUUGAUAUUAAAGAAAGUAACAUUCUUGGUGGAUCCGCCAUGUUCCUGACAGGUUCAAUGAGCCACCUAGCGGAAGGAUCCUCACCAAGUAGUGCACGACGAGCCAUGAAACUUUCCAAACAUUCCCUCCUUAUAGACGAUGUUCUACGGGCGUCACAUUCAUCUGUACACAGGAGCCACUUAAAUAAAGAAGAGGUUGACGAAGGGGAACACCAACCACUGAACCAACUUACUGUUCCGGAUCAAUAAUUCAGAUCUAUAUUUUUUAAGCAUUCUUUGCAAGAUCAGACUUCUAAUGUCAGCUCAAUAUACUCAUGCAACACGAUUGUUUUCUCUACGAAAAAUGAAUAAUUGAAAAAUUUUUUUGAUGAUUUCUAUCAACUAUUUAUUUUUCACAAUCUUGUUGCGUCAGUUCAAGAUUUGAAAACGUCCUUUUCAUGGAUCUAACCCCCCCACCCCCCAAUCAAACUUAGUGCCACUGGAUAUCACCAUUUAUUCGUUGUAUGCAUUUAGUUACCUGUACAUCACCAUCAAAUCAAUUACGUCCUCAUUUUCGGUAUCAAUGCCUACAGGUCAAUGAGGUAUUGAUGCUUUGAAGUGAUGGCAUAUUCUUUCAUAAGACUGUGUAAGCCAUGUCACAUGUUUAAAAUCUUUAUUCAUUCCA
Molecule: messenger RNA, 2015 nt
Organism: Ylistrum balloti
Lineage: Eukaryota; Metazoa; Mollusca; Bivalvia; Pectinida; Pectinidae
Product: monocarboxylate transporter 13-like
Exons: 6
Coding region: 89-1600 (503 amino acids)
Biological process (GO): transmembrane transport; monocarboxylic acid transport
Molecular function (GO): monocarboxylic acid transmembrane transporter activity
Source: RefSeq, a predicted model, not a curated record